GGCAUUUAGGUGCAUCUCGAGCGUACCGAGCCCCUUUCAAUUCGUCGGAUCAUAUCUUAAUCUAUUUCAUCAUUGAGGGGAGCGUCUGCUCGGCCCUCCCGUCCUCGUGGUGCUUCUUCGCUUGCACGUUAAACUAUUUGGGGUGGAAGAUGGGGACCAGGAAAGCCCACAACAAAACAAGGCUCGGUUGCGCACAGUGUAAGAAGAGACGAAUAAAGUGUGACAUAAAACACCCUACAUGCGAGAACUGUUUAAAGAGAGGGCUAGAAUGCAGUUUUCAACUUCUCGCCCCCUCAUCAAGAUUCUCGGCUUCCAACCCUUGCCAAUCACUCGUUCCCUCAUCACAUCAAGAGUUAGUCUCAGCACCCAAACAGCUCAUUGCCAAGAAGAAAGCACCGUAUGAAGUCCAUGUCUUUCGAAACGGCUCACAAGGGUCAUCUAGUCCGACUUCGACAACAUCCGCUCUCUGGGUCCCCGACAACUUCCGAAUACCCACAGAAAUUCGCUUUAACGACGUCUGGAAAGACUGCCGCUCGCUCGUACCCUCUGGCUUUCAAGAUCUCUUUGAUCACUACGAAUUUGCAACCUCUUUCUCCCUCGCUUCUAACGACCCUGCAAAAGCGGCAUGGCGUUCCUUCAUCCCCGAGCUUGCGUCUACGCAUCACUUCCUCCUGCAUAGCUUGCUAGCCGUGGCUUCGUUACACCUCGCUCGUCUACACGAGAGCACAACCGAGAAAAGAGAUCAAAUGAUGAGCCUAGCAGCUUCGCACAUGAACCGGACAAUACCGUACUACAGCACGCAGCUCCUGAAUGUGAAUGCCAAGAACGCAGCAGCACUUUUCGCGUGCUCUACACUCACCGCUGUGUACAUUUUCCGCACCACGACGCUCGACUUUGAGGAAAUACGAGCGUCAGUCCCAUCGGGCACAAAAGCCUUUACCACCGAAAUCAUAGACCGCAUUGUCCAAGCCACGGUACGCCCAUUCCAUGGUCUGCGAGGCACACUCCUUGUAUUGAGACCAGGCUGGGUGUGGGUCACAACAGGAUGUCUAGCGCCGAUUUGUUCGCGGAUAUGGUGGCCUCCGCAUAGAGUCCCCGCAACUGCGCAAGCCCAGGAUGAAAACCGACGACUUUGUGAGCUGGAAAACCUUUGGAUGUGUCCUGGUCGGGAGUAUGAAAGCCACUUUGAACACCUUUCUCAAGCCUUGCAGCUACUACGAGAGACCUUCGCGUUAGUCUCGCAGCUAACGAUCCCGGGGAAUACGUACACACCAGUGACGGCGAUCCCAUACGCUGCGAACGAUACCACCGUAGGGUGGCUAGUGGACAGAGGCGCGAUAUUCGUCUGGCCGACGAUCAUCCCGCGGGAGUUCAUCACUUUGAUGGAACAGAAGAAUCGAGAGGCACUUGUUCUGGUAGCACAUUAUGCGAUCCUACAUGGUAGGAUACGAAAUGUCUGGUGGUUAGAGGGGUUGGGGGCGAAUAUGAUUAUUGGGGUAGCGGUGGCAAUUGGUAGAGAGAAUUGGCAUCUGAUUGAGUGGCCUGCGAAGGCCGUUGGUGUGGAUUUAGAGACCUCCUUCGUUCCGCAGGCGAGGAAAGGGGAUAGAGAGGUAGUAGAAAUUGAUAUGAAGAUGGCGAUGGAUGUCGUCUAG
Messenger RNA from Lindgomyces ingoldianus, 1652 nucleotides. RefSeq lists its product as uncharacterized. The coding region runs from base 150 to 1652 and encodes 500 amino acids. The record is from RefSeq and is a predicted model, not a curated record. The transcript has 3 exons. Lineage: Eukaryota; Fungi; Ascomycota; Dothideomycetes; Pleosporales; Lindgomycetaceae. Gene Ontology annotation, molecular function: zinc ion binding; DNA-binding transcription factor activity, RNA polymerase II-specific. Gene Ontology annotation, biological process: regulation of transcription by RNA polymerase II.